GGCUGCGGGGCGAAGGUGCGGCGGGAGGGGGCGGUGUCCGCCGGGACGCGUCAGCCGCCGCCGCCCUCGCCGCCGCGGGGUCCCUCCCUCCCUCCGGCCGCAGAGUCCCCGCGGCAUGAGGGGAUCGUAGCGCCGCGGCCGCCUCCGCCAUGAAGCGGAAGAGCUGGGCCGAGGCGCGGCGCCGCGGCCCGCCGCCGCCCGCGCUGAAGAGGACGCGGGGCGCGGCGUCGCGGGCGGCGGGGGGCGAGGCGGAGCGGCGGCGGCAGCCGCCCCCCGCCGGUCUGGAGACCUGCCUGAGGAUCGCGGAUCGCCUAUAUUUUGCAAUUCUGUACCAAAAACCAAAGAGUGGAGCUGCAAAUACCCAUUAUUUCUGCAUAGAUGAUGAACUUGUGUAUGAGAAUUUCUAUGCAGACUUUGGACCACUCAAUCUGGCAAUGGUCUACAGAUACUGCUGCAAGCUAAAUAGGAAAUUAAAGUCAUUUUCAUUGAUAAGGAAGAAAAUAAUUCAUUAUACUGGCUUUGAUCAGAAAAAGCAAGCAAACGCUGCAUUCCUCAUAGGCUCCUACGCAAUAAUAUACCUGAGAGAAUCCCCAGAAGAUGUGUACAGGCUUAUAUUGUCAGGAAGUGUUUCAUAUCUUCCUUUCAGGGAUGCUUCCUUUGGUACUUGCAGUUUUCAUCUAACGUUACUGGACUGUUUUCAUGCAAUAAACAAGGCUUUGCAGUAUGGUUUCCUGGAUUUUAGUACGUUUGAUGUAGAUGAAUAUGAGCAUUAUGAAAGAGCAGAAAAUGGAGAUUUUAACUGGAUAAUACCAAACAAAUUCAUUGCCUUCAGUGGACCUCAUUCAAGAAGUAAAAUUGAAAAUGGCUAUCCCCACCAUGCUCCAGAGGCUUAUUUCCCAUACUUCAAGCAAAAGAAGGUCACCACUAUAAUACGCCUCAACAAAAAACUGUAUGAUGCCAAACGAUUUACAGAUGCUGGAUUUGAGCAUUUUGAUCUCUUCUUUGCUGAUGGAAGCACACCUAGUGAUACUAUAGUUAAAACAUUUCUAAAUAUUUGUGAAAAUGCUGAAGGUGUAAUAGCUGUUCAUUGCAAAGCUGGUCUUGGACGAACUGGCACACUUAUUGCCUGUUACAUCAUGAAGCAUUAUCGGAUGACAGCUGCUGAGUCUAUUGCCUGGAUCAGAAUAAAUAGACCUGGUUCUGUGAUUGGACCACAGCAGCAUUUCCUGAUGGACAAACAGGCAGAACUUUGGACAGAAGGGGAUAUUUUCCGUGCAAAGUUGAAACGAAACCAUAAAAUUGCUGUAACAAGAAUUCUGUCAGGAGUAGAUGAUAUUUCAAUUAAUAACACAAGAAACAGGAGAAGCAUCCAAAAGGACAUUGAACUGUACAGUGAUGAUGAUGAAACAAACUGUUUAACACAAGGCGAUAAGCUUCGUGCUCUGAAAAGCAAAAGGCAAGCAAAAGCUCCAACUGCAUCUCCACUAGCAGUAACUCUGCAGUCCAGUGUUCAGAAAAAUAAAAUCUCUGAACCUAGCAUUUCUGACAGUACAGACAUUACUAAAAGAACUACCAGGUCUGCUGCAAGAAAAAAAAGUUUAAAAAGCCAAUCCGUCACAAGGAAUAGAACAGUAUUGCGCUGAAUUUUGAAUAAGCCACCAGUGUUGAAGAGGAUAUUCAGGAGUGAAGGGGAUAUAGAGGGGACUUGAUGCAAUUCAAGGAAGUUCACUUUGGCUCUAUUUUUCAGUAAAAAAUGACACAGAACAAUCUCUUUUUUAUUUGUAGAAUAAAAUGAACUGUCAACAUGUUUGGCAGACUUUUUCUACCAUGCUAAUACUUUCUCAAAACCAACAUAAUCUACGUACAUUCAGACUCAGGUGUAAAUAUUUAAGCUCUCUAUUAUAAAGAGGGCUUGCUAGUAUGUAUGAUGCAUGUGUAUGAAUUGUGAUCGCAAUCACUUAGCUGCUGAUCACCAGAGGGUGGGAGCUUUUAAGUAUAUAAAUCUGUGUUGUGCAUUCAGACUGUGCUGAAGUCUUCACUUGAGUCUGAAAUCAACCACAAAAGCUUUUACUUCUAAUAGUAUUGGUACUCUCCUGUGUUGAUUGGCUGUUCUUUCUUACUUUGUAUAAAGUUUUUUAUGAAGAUGCAGUAUUGAGUACACAAUGUAACUGUUGUCCACCAAAGAGUGCUUUAUUGUCAAAAGUUGUGUGGUUUAUUUAGGAAAAACUAAUUGCAAGUGAUUAACUUGUUUUUAGUAGUGACAGCUUUUUAGUUCUUCACAACCAAUUGUUCUUUGAACUACUUAGAACUGCUUUAAAUCUGGUAUGAUUUUAAAGGGGAGGAAAAACACUACCAUUUAAAGCAGUGCUGUCUUAUUAAAAUGUCAUUAAUGUUUCAUCACUGAAACAUUACUGUUUCUUUUCCUAUCAAGUCCUUUACAUGAAACUUUAAAUUACCAUAUACAAAAGGAAGGAAUUCCCCCCUCAGAUUUCAUCCGUACGCUUGAUAACACGUGGACAGUGCUUUGGGACUUAAUGAGUGCAGCACACAAAAAAGGGAAAAUAAGGGUGCCAUACGGCUGAGGUAGUGGAAUUCAGGAGCAGGUAAAAAUUUUGACACAUAACACUUUAAGAACUACAAUUUACCUCUGGUAAAAAGCAGUGUAAUUUUUAGAGGAAUGUACUUGAGACUGAAAUUUUUAUCCCCCACAGGACUACAGUGGUUUUUUUUCCCUACUUUUCACAUUAUGACAUUUCAAAGCUGAUGUACUCUUGUGCACCAGCUAGCUGAUGGUUAUAGCUGCAUAUCCCUCAGAUGAGGGCUGUUACCACAUAGCCUUAAUUAUGAAUCAGUUAUCUGUUGAUUUAAUGACUCUUACAGUACAAAGUGUAAGAAAUGGAGAAAUCUGCAAUGUUAGUAAUGGAAUAACUGAAGUUUUUAAAGAUGCAGAUUACCUCGGUGAGAGGGGGAAAUUUCAAUGAAUGUAAAUGUUCGGUGACUAGUUUCAAUCUACAUCCUUUUGAAUGAAAACUAAGCCUUCUGUUAGGCUGAUGAUUUUUGAAUGCCAAUAUGAAUAUCACACAGUGGUUUGAAAACAUUUUCUAGCAAAAGAAUCGUGAAUUGGAGAGGAAACAGGAUGUGAAGUAAGUAAGCUUGCAAAUGUUAUUUGUAAGUAAGCUUACAAAUAACAACCAUGUGCUUAGUCAAAAUUUGCAAACAUGAAUAUAAAUUAAAAAGAACAGGUUUAAUGCAAAAUAAAGGACCACUGAAGGCUCAGAUUGAAAGUAUUUCGUUUUCUUCUUGAACUUCCCUUUUCACACCCUUUUCUUCUAGAUAAAAAGCAUCUGAAAGGGAGGAACUGAUCUCAUCCCGAUAAGGCAAUUAAAAUUUCUUGGGCUUUCAAUGGGGUUGUUUUUUUUUUGUUUUGGCAGAGGUUAUUUGGUUUUUCUGGGGUUAUUUCAGUUUAGGGGGUUUUGGGCUUGGUUUGUUUGGUUAAGAUUUUUUAGUGGAGGUUGUGUGGUUUGGUUUUUUUUUUGGUUGGGUGGGUUUUUUAGUAAGCCAUUUUGUGCAAAAGCUUACAUAUAGGUAACCACAAUAGUAGGUCUGUUGCGCAAAUAUGAGCCUAUGCUUCUUUUUGAACAAAAUUCUUAUCUUGGAAGGCAAAAGGAAUGCAAAUAGUGAAGUGAAAACCAGAAUAAAGAUUUAGUAAUAUUUACUAUGUUUGGCUGUGGCCUUCUCUCAGCUGAGCUGCUUAACAUCUUUUAUUUAACCUAAAAACAAUUGGUCUCUUUCUCACCCCUUCCAAAUUCCAAAUCAGAAUUUGCCUCAUUUAAAGUAACAAGCAGAGAAAUUAGCACUUCUAGGUUCAUCAGAAGUAAAUUUGCCUAAUGCAAGUGCACAAACAAUAGCAACUCUAGCUAAACCAAAACUGCAUGUUUAGGAUCAAUGUCUUUCAGGAUACCCCAUCCACCAUCCACUAUCUUAGUGAAAAGCACAUAAAUGUCAAAGGGAUUUUACAUCUGAGCUUUCCAAAUAGCCUUAUAUGGAAAAUUAACUCAUUACCUCAUUGUGCCACAUAUAGUUGUAUUGCUUAGUUUGUAACGAAUUUUUAUUACUUUGUCUAACAGUUCUAAUAUACCAAAUGUGUCUUAGGUACAAGAAUGAAGAGUGGACAUGGGUGAGGAAGUUCUUGGUUUCUAAAUUUUUUCUGAAUGGUGAAGUAUUAUGUGCCAAAAUAGAAUGUGUUAUGGCAGCUGCAUCACCUUUGCAUAUCUGUACAACAGAGCAGCUGAAUGAAGUUACUUCUGCUAUCAUCAAUUAGGAGAUUCUUAGAAAUUCUUUCCUCUUUCAAAUAUGUUACAUAUGGAUUCUUCCUCAAAUUCUUAACUCAAAAGAUACUACAUGCUCAAAAGUUGUAAUAUCUUGGGUAAAAUUGCUGGUUUCCAUUACAGCAUCAAAAAAACUCAAACACUAACCUGGACCUUGUCUUUUUGCCCCAGUAUGACAGUAGAGGAAGCACUGCUAAUUUAAAAUAGUAAGAGAUUAUAGGAAAAAACCAAAACAUAAAUGUGAUGUUCACCAGUUUGUUGCACUGCAUUUAUUAUAUUAAUCGUUUGCAGACUGUCAUAUGUAAACUCAUAGACAGGCUAUCAAGGUCUAAAAUUUCUUGACUAAUCAGUACUGUUCAUCCUGAUUAUUUUUAAACUGUAUAUUUCUAAUCAUAUUUUUUUAACUUGGAUUGACAGAAUGAAAGUUUAUUUUGCUGAAGGUAUUUUUAAGAUAAAGCUUCAUAUUAUCUUGUAAUAUGAAUUAGUUCAAUAUGCAUUUGUGUGUCAUUUGAAAAUACUGCAAAUUGCAUUUAAUUUUAUACAAAUCACUGAAUAGUGAGAAGUGUAAACGUGAACUGUGUAAAAUUAAAAAUAAUCAGAAGGGUUUUUUUCUGUUUUA
This is a messenger RNA of Camarhynchus parvulus, 4947 nucleotides long. RefSeq names its product cell division cycle 14B (gene CDC14B). The record is from RefSeq and is a predicted model, not a curated record. Gene Ontology annotation, cellular component: centrosome; nucleolus; spindle pole. NCBI's taxonomy places the organism in Eukaryota, Metazoa, Chordata, Aves, Passeriformes, Thraupidae. Gene Ontology annotation, molecular function: protein serine/threonine phosphatase activity; protein tyrosine/serine/threonine phosphatase activity. Gene Ontology annotation, biological process: protein dephosphorylation; microtubule cytoskeleton organization; regulation of exit from mitosis.